UGCAACAACAACACGAACCACAACAUUGGCAACGGGGCAACUCUGAAGUGGUUUUUUAUGAUGAGCGAGAAGCACUUUCAACUGCCUUAGCCUCAGUUGGAGCCAACAAAAGCGUGUCAAACAUACUGUACUAAAACUGUCAGACGAGAAUUACACAAAAACACAUAAGCACACGUAUAAACGUAUGUAUGUAUAUAUGCACACAUAUAGCUGUCUUUGUCUACGGUGUGUGUGUGUGGGUGUGUGUGUGCAUUUGUGGCGUAUUCUAGAGUGUAAAAGAUCCAGUCAUAAUGCGGGCGGUUCUAUUUCAGUUCUACACCAUCGAGACCAUAUUUAACCUGGCGCUCAUGUUCCUUCACAUUGACGGCUUUCUCUCGCAGCCCCUGGAUGCACUCACACUCCAAAGGCGGGUGUCUUACUUUUUCUACUGUGCCUGCUUCUACGCCUUUACGGUGCUGAUCGUCUUCGCGAGCAUCGACAACUGCACCGGGCACCGGCUCUCCCUGUGCGAGGAGGUCGUGCGCAAUGUGAUCGGCUUUGUGAUGUACGUGAUCAUUUCACUGAUGACACUGGAGGAUGCGGAGCAGGACUUCAACGUGCUGGGCGUCAAUAUCCAUGACACAUUGGGCGUGGAGAAACCAGUGCAUCCAUUCUUCAUCUACAUGCGAUACCAGGCGGCUGCCUCCCUGGCCUGCGGCGUGAUGUACUUGCUGCACGCCACCAUUGCCAUCGACGUGCUCCUGUCUAACGAAAGGGGCUUCUACGAAUACGACGACGCCGACGACAAUGAAGGCAGCGACUAUAUACCCGCGCGCAUCUACUUCAUGAGCGAGUGGGUGCAGUCGAAGCUGGAGCAGUACGAGUGGUUCCAGAGCUUCAGCCGCAGUGCUACGAUCCAUGUGUAACGGACGAGUCCUAGAGA
Drosophila arizonae is the source of this 922-nucleotide messenger RNA. RefSeq lists its product as uncharacterized. NCBI's taxonomy places the organism in Eukaryota, Metazoa, Arthropoda, Insecta, Diptera, Drosophilidae. The record is from RefSeq and is a predicted model, not a curated record.